Messenger RNA from Camelina sativa (false flax), 558 nucleotides. The record is from RefSeq and is a predicted model, not a curated record. Lineage: Eukaryota; Viridiplantae; Streptophyta; Magnoliopsida; Brassicales; Brassicaceae.
AUGGAGAUUGCAACGACCUCGAGUGCUUUCAAUUUAUUUCCAAAAGAAGAGAGAUUUAUUAAAAGCAAAGGUGUCAGAUUCAAUUUACUCGAUUUCUCGUCGCUACCUAUAAUAAACCCUAAGGUAAAGAGACAAAAGAAGACCGUCGAAGUGGACUCAUCUACUAAGGUCAGACGCUCCCAAAAGUCACUAAACCGGUCGAUAGCAAUUACACCACAUGUUGCUAAACCGGAGAACUCGAUUACGGCGAAGCCUGAUGGGAGGGUUGAUUUGAAAAACUUGAUCGCAAAGGCACAACAUAAAAUUCAUGAGAAGAGGCACAUCGAUCAUCGAAGAGAACACAUUGCGAGGCAGAGGAUAGCUGCUCGCUUAGCUCUAAAUCAAAUGGUAGCAACCGUUUACUUUAACGAUUAUCUGAACUAUUAUAAAGAACUGGAACAGCUUGGCUACACAUUCAUGCGAGAUAUACUUGAUUGCUUGAACAUGUUCAGUUUGUGGUCAAGAAGCGACUACAAUGGUGAAACCAACUCUGUCUUGGAAAAUUUCAAAACGCCAUAG